Molecule: messenger RNA, 654 nt
Organism: Phytophthora sojae
Lineage: Eukaryota; Oomycota; Peronosporomycetes; Peronosporales; Peronosporaceae
Exons: 2
Coding region: 1-654 (217 amino acids)
Molecular function (GO): electron transfer activity; heme binding
Source: RefSeq, a predicted model, not a curated record
AUGUCUGCUUCUCCACCCACGUCGUCGACUUCGUCGUCGGCCGCCGGCGUCCCUCUGCUGAGUGCUGCCCCGUCGUCGACUUCGUCGUCGGCCGCCGGCGUCCCUCUGCUGAGUGCUGCCCCGUCGUCGAACUACAGCCACGGAGAUUGCACCGCCUGUCACUUCCUUGGUCGAUCUAUACCGGCCGCGGCUCCAUACUCUGGUUCGCAGUCAUCUCUAUCGGAACGCGCGCGCAUUAUCCAGGCUGAUCAAGUCACCGCGGCCCUCGAUCACGAGGUGCUGGAUCUCCGGGGCCGUCUUGACGUCGCCCAGGAUCUUCUUGAAGCAUCUGUGCAAGUCUUCAUCGAUCCAUCCAUGAUCGCGAUCUGGAGGUUCAACGCGUGCGCAACGAAGCCGACGGUCGUCUUCGAGAUCUCCAGCGGCCCUGAACACCGAACUGAUGCCGAUGAAGUCACUCCGUCCGCUGCAGCAUCGCCCUCUAACGUCGUCCCCAGUCAGUUGGAGAUCGCCCUCGGAGAUCUGGAUGAUAUACGAGCCGAGCUGGCAGAUAUCAAGGCUACCUGGACCCCUCCUCCCACUGCAUCGGUGACCCCAGGUGGCCGACUGUUGGCUGCCAGCGAAGCUGCCACUGAUGAUGAUCGGACUAGUGACUGA